CCUGGAGCGCACGGGGCGCUGGGGGAGGUUCCAGACAGGAAGUCACCAUCUGAGGUUGCCCAGUGGGGAGGGGCAGGGCCUGUUGACUCUCCCCACCCCUUGUGUCAGCAGGAGCCGGCCUGAAAAAGCACCGGAGCACCGGCUCCCGCCGCAGCCACAGCCUCAGGAGGCCGGAGCCCAGCACCAUGACAGAGCUGGAGACAGCCAUGGGCAUGAUCAUCGACGUCUUUGCCCGGUACGCGGGCGGCGAGGGCGACCCGCAGAGCCUCACCAAGGGGGAGCUCAGGGUGCUGAUGGAGAAGGAACUCCCUGGCUUCCUGCAGAGCGGGAAGGACAAGGAUGUGGUGGACAAGCUGCUCAGGGACCUGGACGCCAACGGGGACGCCGAGGUGGACUUCAGCGAGUUCGUGGUGUUCGUGGCUGCGCUCACGUCUGCCUGUCACAAGUACUUUGUGCAGGCAGGGCCCAAAUGAUGGCCCGCAGCUGCGGGUCCUGGCUCUCAGCGUGUGCUGGCGACUGCUGCCCGGUUGCACCUGCUGCUCUGCCCGAGUAACGCACGCUCGGGUCGUGAUCCUCCAGUCCGCCCUGGGAACCUCAGUGCCCCCCCCUUCAUGAAAUAAA
Lepus europaeus (European hare) is the source of this 621-nucleotide messenger RNA. RefSeq names its product S100 calcium binding protein P (gene S100P). The transcript has 2 exons. Lineage: Eukaryota; Metazoa; Chordata; Mammalia; Lagomorpha; Leporidae. Gene Ontology annotation, cellular component: cytoplasm; extracellular exosome. Gene Ontology annotation, molecular function: transition metal ion binding; calcium ion binding. Gene Ontology annotation, biological process: endothelial cell migration. The record is from RefSeq and is a predicted model, not a curated record. The coding region runs from base 186 to 473 and encodes 95 amino acids.